This is a messenger RNA of Hyla sarda, 2083 nucleotides long. Its product is annotated as beta-1,3-galactosyltransferase 2-like. The record is from RefSeq and is a predicted model, not a curated record. Bases 468 to 1391 code for a protein of 307 amino acids. Gene Ontology annotation, molecular function: N-acetyl-beta-D-glucosaminide beta-(1,3)-galactosyltransferase activity. NCBI's taxonomy places the organism in Eukaryota, Metazoa, Chordata, Amphibia, Anura, Hylidae. Gene Ontology annotation, cellular component: membrane. The transcript is spliced from 2 exons.
UAAAGGACAAUGCUCAUCUUUACCCUCCGUUACCUGCCCAAAAAUGAUCUACAUACAAAGCUGUAGCCACAAUUUCCUUCUUUUGCGCAGAGAAGCUACGAACCAUGUCUAACCGUGCAUGUAGGUAAAGUAAGCGCUGGGCACAAGUGAGGAUUCACCCGUCGGCACACAGGAACGGCGUCAUUUCCUCUCUGUAUUUUUGUACAUUUCUCGUUGCCUGCAGUAUAUUACUUGUAUACUGUGCGGUAGUAUCGGUGACAUUACCCUUGUAGACUGUAAUGACUGACAAGCUUCCUGACAUGUAGAGAGAUACCCUGAUAUGAUAGCAUGCGGAUAGUCCCCAAUGGUUUACUAUCUCAGAUGUCUAUGCAAGAACCAUCGAAAGCCGAGCUACGAGAGGACUUCUCAGCUCUAACGAAGAAUCCCUGCUAUUUAUAAGACUAAAGCCAAGCCGUCAUUCCUUCCUCAUGAAUCGUGGUACCUACAUGAAGAUUUUCAGCCUAUGUUUUAUUAUCACUAUGCUUAUUAUUGUAUAUACAUAUAACAAGGGGACUCAUGACGAACUGUUCCUGGUCCAUCAGAAGCCUACAACCCCCAGGUAUCCAUACCGCAUAGAAGAAGACAAGAAAUGUAAAGGUGAUGCACCAUUUUUGGUGUUGCUCAUCUUUUCAUCUCCUGAGGAGUUCCACACCAGAAAUGUCUUGAGGAGCACUUGGGCCAAUGAGUCUUUGGUCAGUGGUGUCCGCAUCGUGAGGCUUUUCCUCUUGGGAAUGUCCAAUAGAAGCAAAGAGGUGAUCGAAGAGAGUGAACAAUUCCACGACAUCAUAAUGCAGGACUUCCUGGACUCUUACUACAACCUGACAGCCAAGACACUGAUGGGUAUGGAGUGGGUCAGCCGUUUAUGUCCGAAUGUCAAGUAUGUCAUGAAAAUCGACACCGAUAUGUUCUUUAACCCUUGGUUUCUGGUGGAGAUGGUGUUGCAGCCUCAAAGCCCACCCAAGAAAAACUUUUUCACAGGGCUGAUUGUGCAUGAUGCUUUACCACACAGAGACAAGGAGAGCAAGUGGUACAUUUCCACCGAAAUCUACUCCCAAAAGUACUAUCCACCCUACUGCUCUGGGACAGGGUAUGUUUUCUCUGGAGAUAUGGCAAAAAAGAUAUACCUGGUGGCAGAGGUCUUACAGAUCUUCCCCUUUGAAGAUGUUUUUGUCGGAAUGUGCUUGCAAAGGUUAAAAGUAAAAAUCUCCGAACUUAGAGAAGCUUGGUUUAUAGGGGAAAGAGUUCCUUAUGCCCGGUGUAAGUUCACAAAGCUCGUCACAGUCCACCGAUUUACACCGAAGGAACUAUUGGAGGUAUGGCCAGAUUUCUUGGCUGCUGUAGAGACUUGUUAAGAAGUGACUUAGGCCUAACGCAUACCGGCAGACUGUUAUAUGGGACUCUUCAUGCCAUGAUAUGGUGCUUAUGUACAGUUCCUCCAAGGAAGACAACAAUAAUAUGGCAUCCAUUCCAAAUUGCCACAACUGUUUGCCUCCCUAUGAGAUUGGAUGCAUGGACAUUUACCGUGUCAUAAUCAUUUUAUAUAUGGAGCAGAACCUUAUGGUCAUCCUGGUAUACCUUAAAGGGAUACUCCAGGGAACUAUACCCAUAACCCAUCCUUCUUCUCUUGCCAACCUCUAUAAUUGUCUAAAUAUUAUUCAUUAGCUAUAUAGAGCAAUGUCCCCUCUUUCAGACGUCACUUACAUGCAGGGAGUAAGGAAAAGAAAAAAAACGUCAUCCAGCCAUCCACCGUGUCUCUGUCCAAGUCCCUAUCUGAAAGCAGCCCCACCCUACGGAGAGACACAGACCAUGUGGGUUCUGCCCUGCAGCGAUGAGUCAUGCUUCCUUUAGUGCUGAGAGUUGUGUGCAGCCCCAGCCAAUCACACUCUGAAUCUCUCUGCUCACAGCUCAUUGAAAUGAAUUACAGCGCAUAUGAAGGCAUACAGGAGCACGAGGUUUCAGCUCCCUCCUGCCGUAUGCGCUCCCGUAUGGGAGAAAACGUAGUGGGACCCCAGCCUGACUUGGAGUUAUAUUGUGUUGUUUAAGU